AUAAACCGUUAGUUGUUUGAGGUAACAACAUAACCAAAUCAAACCGUCAACAAAAUCAUCAAAAAAGUUGGGGAAAAGAAACUUUUGAGAUACUUGUUACCUCAUUGUUGGAAAAAGCACAGAGCGCAUCAAUGGCGGUUUUAGGACUCUCCAACACAGGAGAUAUAUUAUCUUCUUCUUCUUCUUCCAGUUUCUUAGAAUCUUACCACAGGAUUCACUCUUCUUUCGUCCCUAGACAAUGCUUCUCUCCGAGGACUCGCCGGAAAAGCCUCAACAAACGACAGCGUUUCAGCAUUUCCAGCUCCUUGUCCCCAAACAACUCUGCCAAAAUUAAGGUUAUCGGCGUCGGUGGUGGCGGCAACAAUGCUGUUAACCGUAUGAUUGGCAGCGGGUUACAGGGUGUUGACUUCUAUGCUAUAAACACGGAUACUCAAGCAUUGACGCAGUCUACAGCUGAGAACCCAAUUCAAAUCGGAGAGCUUCUAACUCGUGGACUUGGUACUGGUGGAAAUCCUCUGUUGGGUGAACAGGCAGCAGAGGAGUCAAAGGAAGGCAUUGCAAAUGCUCUUAAAGCUUCAGAUAUGGUGUUUAUAAUAGCAGGCAUGGGCGGAGGUACAGGAUCUGGUGCUGCUCCUGUUGUUGCUCAAAUAGCUAAAGAAGCAGGUUAUUUGACUGUUGGUGUAGUCACGUAUCCGUUCAGCUUUGAAGGACGCAAAAGAUCUUUGCAGGCUUUGGAAGCAAUUGAAAAACUUCAAAAGAAUGUUGAUACUCUUAUAGUAAUUCACAAUGAUCGCCUUCUCGAUAUUGCUGAUGAGCAGACACCACUUCAAAAUGCUUUUCUUCUUGCUGAUAAUGUACUUUGUCAAGGCGUUCAAGGAAUAUCUGAUAUAAUCACUAUACCUGGGCUGGUAAAUGUGGAUUUUGCUGAUGUAAAGGCAAUCAUGAAAAAUUCUGGAACGGCUAUGCUUGGAGUUGGGGCUUCUUCCAGUAGGAACCGUGCUGAAGAAGCCGCUGAACAAACAACUCUGGCUCCUCUAAUUGGAUCUUCAAUUCAGUCUGCAACUGGGAUUUUAUAUAACAUUACUGGAGGGAAAGAUAUUACUUUGCAGGAGGUCAAUAGGGUAUCCCAGGUUGUCACAAGUUUGGCUGAUCCAUCCGCCAACAUCAUAUUUGGUGCUGUUGUGGAUGAGCGGUUUAAUGGAGAGAUCCAUGUCACUAUAAUUGCAACUGGUUUCACACAGUCCUUUCAGAAUACUCUUCUAACUAACCCUCGAGGAACAAAGCUAGCUCAUAACAGCAAAGGAACCACAGAAAGCACAGUAUCACCUGAUACUCUAAGCUCGUCAAACUCUCCUUCCACGAAACCUCAACCACCUGCUCGGAAGCUGUUUUUUUAG
Molecule: messenger RNA, 1397 nt
Organism: Solanum dulcamara
Lineage: Eukaryota; Viridiplantae; Streptophyta; Magnoliopsida; Solanales; Solanaceae
Product: cell division protein FtsZ homolog 1, chloroplastic-like
Exons: 6
Coding region: 132-1397 (421 amino acids)
Biological process (GO): microtubule-based process; chloroplast fission; cell division
Cellular component (GO): cell division site; microtubule; cytoplasm
Molecular function (GO): GTPase activity; GTP binding
Source: RefSeq, a predicted model, not a curated record